AUGACCGCGUACGGGAAGGUCGACUACUGGGACGAGAGAUACAGAAGGGACGUCGAACCCUUUGAUUGGUUCCAGAGAUAUGCAGGCUUGAAACCAAUUCUCCUGGAGGCGGGACUCGAGCCGUCCUCGAGGAUUCUCGUCCUCGGAUGCGGAACAUCCCGCGUGAGCGAGGAGAUGUACGCAGACGGCUACAAGAAUAUUGUGAAUGUCGACUACUCCAGCGUGUGCAUCAGCCACAUGCAGCGCAGAUGCGCUGACAAGGAAGAAAUGACGUUUUUACAGAUGAACGCGCUGGACAUGAAGGACUUUCAAGUUGGCAAUUUCGACCUCGUUUUCGACAAAGGCACCAUGGACUGCGUUCUUUGCGGGGACAAUUCCUUUGACAACGUCCAGAAGAUGCUCCGGGAAGUCGCUCGCGUUUUGGCACCCGGAGGCGUGUACAUUGUCGUGUCUUACGGCCAACCCAACUUUCGGCUCUCGCAUCUCCAGAGGGAAGAAUACGGGUGGACGGUGACGAUGAAGACGAUCCAGAAGCCAAGCAUCAACGUGCAGGCUCCAAUUGACGAAAAGGACAACGUCCAUUACGUGUACAUCUGCAAGAAAGCAGCGGGCGAACCCGCACAUCCCCCCGCACAGAUGUCCCCGGAUGCAACCAAAGGUUCCCCGACGAACUGA
Messenger RNA from Neospora caninum, 675 nucleotides. RefSeq lists its product as hypothetical. NCBI's taxonomy places the organism in Eukaryota, Apicomplexa, Conoidasida, Eucoccidiorida, Sarcocystidae. The record is from RefSeq and is a predicted model, not a curated record. Bases 1 to 675 code for a protein of 224 amino acids. The transcript has 9 exons.